CUCGACCUUGUGAAUACAAACCCUGUGGAUAAGUACUGUAGCUUUUAGCAGGGUUAGCUAAGGCUCUCUCUCUCUCACACACACUCAGUGUGUUAAAGUCAAUAGUCUUCCCGGACAUUAAACCGCCCAUUUUCAUUUUCUCCAUAGCAGAUUUGUUAGAAAGGCUUGUUCUCCCCUGAUGAUGCAGCACUCUGUCUGUUAUCGACUGCUGAAGGUCUGAAGUGAACUUUCUCACGAGUGUCUUCACAGGCAUCUGUGAUCCGUUUUAAACCUGGACAACCUUCAAAUGUUGCCCCUGUGUUUGGGGAUUUUUAGAGCUGAAGGAAAAAGUGAGAGUGGAGAAAACUUUGAAGCUAAAAUAGUCCAAAAAUCUGCGGAGUCAUCAGUGGAAGAACAAAGGUUUUUGCUUCUGUGAAUAAUGUUCUCCAGUCUGAGGUGGACCAGGAUCUGCAGACCCGAGGUGAUAUCACACAGAAAGGUUAUGAGAAGAAGAGAUCCAAGCUGAUCGGAGCCUUCUUCCCUCAGUCACCAGGAAUGGAUCCGCCCUCGAGUCAGGAGAGGAGACCGCCCGUCACCCCGUCCUCGUCCUCACGCUACCACCGCCGGCGCUCGUCAGGCUCCAGAGACGAACGCUACAGAUCUGAUGUUCACACAGAGGCCGUGCAGGCGGCGCUCGCCAAACACAAAGAGAGGAAGAUGGCUGUGCCCAUGCCGUCCAAACGCCGCUCCCUGGUGGUCCAGACCUCCAUGGAAGCCUACACACCACCAGACACUUCCUCAGGCUCGGAGGGCGAAGGUCAGGGCGACGGCGAUGAAGGAGAUGACGGUGAAGAAGAGGACGGAGGCGGCGGCGGCGGAGGAGGCGGGACCUCGUCCAGUCGAGAAGGAAGCAUCAGAAUGGAGCACUGGAUCAGCCGGGCCAUGCACGGUACCUCCUCCACCACCACAUCUUCCACCGCCUCGUCCUCCUCCUCCUCCACGCGCAGUGGAGGCAGCGGAGCGGCCGCCGGCAGGUUAGCCGACGCCCUGGUGCAGCACGUCCACAUCUCCGCCCACCAUCACCACCGCCAACGGCAACGCCACCAUCACCACCACAAGACAGAGAACCACUCUGCUCCUCCAGACGUCACCGGUUACACCAACAACACGACCAGCACCACCGGCACCAACGCUGCUGAUGGGAUCCAGGCGGAGCGAGCCCCCGGCGCCCAGACCGCGGCCCAGAGACAGACGCCCAAGUACGGCAACGCCGAGCUGAUGGAGACCGGAGACGGUGUUCCAGUCAGCAGCAGAGUUUCAGCCAAAAUCCAGCAGCUCGUCAACACGCUGAAGAGACCCAAGCGACCGCCGCUGCGAGAGUUCUUUGUCGACGACUUCGAGGAACUCCUGGAGGUCCAGCAGCCGGACCCGAACCAGCCCAAGUCGGAGGGCGCUCAGAUGGUGGCCCUGCGAGGCGAGCAGCUGGGCGUGGUCACUAACUGGCCCCCGUCCCUGGAGGCGGCCCUGCAGAGGUGGGGCACCAUCUCCCCUAAGGCCCCCUGUCUCACCACCAUGGACACCAAUGGCAAAACAGUCUACGUGCUGACCUACGGAAAACUGUGGUCCAGGAGUGUGAAGGUGGCCUACAACCUGCUGCAUAGACUGGGAACCAAACAGGAACCACUGGUCAGACCUGGAGACCGGGUGGCGCUGGUGUUCCCAAACAAUGACCCCGCUGCGUUCAUGGCCGCUUUCUACGGCUGCCUGCUGGCUGAGGUCGUACCUGUGCCAAUAGAAGUUCCUCUGACCAGGAAGGACGCCGGCAGUCAACAGAUUGGCUUCCUGCUGGGCAGCUGCGGUGUGACAGUGGCUCUGACCAGUGACGUCUGUCACAAAGGAUUACCCAAGAGUCCCACAGGAGACAUCCCACAGUUCAAAGGCUGGCCCAAGGUGCUGUGGUUUGUCGCUGAAUCCAAACACCUCUCCAAACCACCACGGGACUGGUUCCCACACAUCAAGGACGCCAACCAGGACACUGCCUACAUUGAGUAUAAAACCUGUAAGGACGGCAGCGUCCUCGGCAUCACAGUGAUGAGGAUAUCCAUGCUCACGCACUGUCAGGCGCUCACACAGUCAUGCUCUUACACAGAAGCUGAGACCAUAGUGAAUGUGUUAGACUUGAAGAAGGACGUGGGACUGUGGCAUGCUGUCCUCACAAGUGUGAUGAACAUGAUGCAUGUCAUCAGUAUUCCUUACGCUCUCAUGAAAGUCAACCCUCUAUCCUGGAUCCAAAAAGUCUGUCAGUUCAAAGCCAAGGUAGCGUGUGUGAAGUCUCGGGACAUGCACUGGGCUCUGGUCGCUCACCGAGACCAGAGAGACGUCAACCUGAGCUCACUGAGGAUGCUGGUGGUGGCUGAUGGUUCAAAUCCCUGGUCCAUUUCGUCCUGCGACGCUUUCCUCAACGUCUUCCAGACCAAAGGUUUGAAGCCGGAGGUCAUCUGUCCGUGUGCCAGCUCCCCCGAGGCCCUCACUGUAGCUAUCAAGAGGCCGUCAGAGGAAGGCAGCACUCCUCCAGGUCGCGGCGUGUUGUCCAUGCAGGGUCUGAGUCACGGCGUCAUCCGGGUUGACUCAGAGGAGAAGCUGUCCGUCCUGACACUGCAGGACGUCGGCACCGUCAUGCCUGGAGGUUUGAUGUGCGUGGUCAAACCUGAAGGUGUCCCUCUGCUCUGUAAAACUGACGAGAUCGGGGAGUUGUGCGUCUGCACCGUCGCCACGGGAACCUCAUAUUUUGGUCUGGCUGGCAUGACCAAGAACACAUUCGAGGUUUUCCCGAUGUCGCACAGCGGCGCCCCCUUCAGCGAGUUUCCCUUCACCAGGACAGGUCUGCUGGGUUUUAUCGGACCCGCUGGUUUGAUCUUUGUUGCGGGGAAGAUGGACGGUCUGAUGGUGGUUGGCGGGCGCCGGCACAAUGCCGACGACAUCGUUGCCACGGCGCUCGCUGUGGAGCCAAUGAAGUUUGUCUACAGGGGCAGGAUAGCAGUGUUCUCCAUCACAGUUCUCCAUGACGAGCGGAUCGUUGUUGUUGCUGAGCAGCGUCCAGAUUCCACUGAGGAGGACAGUUUCCAGUGGAUGAGCCGAGUACUGCAGGCGAUCGACAGCAUCCACCAGGUGGGCGUGUACUGCCUGGCUCUGGUUCCCUCCAACACUCUGCCCAAGACUCCGCUGGGCGGCAUCCACCUGUCAGAGACCAAGCAGCUGUUCCUGGAGGGGGCGCUGCACCCCUGUAACGUGCUCAUGUGUCCGCACACGUGCGUCACCAACCUGCCCAAACCACGGCAGAAGCAGCCAGAGAUCGGUCCCGCGUCUGUGAUGGUCGGUAAUCUGGUGUCAGGGAAGAGGAUUGCUCAGGCCAGCGGUCGAGAUCUGGGUCAGAUCGAAGACAACGACCAGUUCCUCUUCCUGUCCGAGGUUUUACAGUGGAGAGCUCAGACCACACCGGACCAUGUCCUGUACACACUAAUCAACUCCAGAGGAACCAUAGCUAGCACUCUGACGUGCGUCCAGCUACAUAAGCGAGCAGAGAAGAUCGCCGCCAUGUUGGCUGAACGGGGCCACCUGCAGGACGGAGACCACGUCGCACUGGUUUAUCCUCCAGGCAUGGACCUCAUUGCAGCAUUUUACGGCUGCCUGUACGCCGGCUGCGUGCCGAUCACGGUGCGACCUCCUCACCUGCAGAACAUCGCCACCACGCUGCCCACCGUCAAGAUGAUCGUGGAGGUCAGCCACUCAGUGUGUGUGAUGACCACGCAGCUCAUCUCUAAACUGCUGAGGUCAAAGGAAGCUUCAGCGACUGUCGAUGUCCGGACCUGGCCUCCUGUCCUGGACACAGACGAUUUGCCAAAGAAAAAACCUCCACUGCUUUAUAAACCGUCUGAUCCUGAUACUCUGGCCUACCUGGACUUUAGUGUCUCCACCACAGGCAUGCUGGCUGGAGUCAAGAUGUCUCACACAGCCACCAGUGCCUUCUGUCGCUCCAUAAAGCUGCAGUGUGAGCUUUACCCGUCCAGAGAGGUCGCCAUCUGCUUGGACCCGUACUGUGGCCUGGGCUUCGUCCUCUGGUGCUUAUGCAGUGUGUACUCAGGUCAUCAGUCCAUCCUGAUCCCUCCGUCAGAGCUGGAGGUGAACCCGGCUCUGUGGCUGUCGUCCGUCAGUCAGUACAAAGUACGUGACACCUUCUGCUCCUACAGCGUCAUGGAGCUGUGCACCAAAGGCCUGGGCCUGCAGACUGACUCGCUCAAGUCCAGAGGCGUGGACUUGUCCCGCGUGAGGACGUGCGUGGUCGUGGCAGAGGAGCGUCCCAGGAUUGCGCUCACGCAAUCCUUCUCCAAACUCUUCAAGGACCUGGGUCUGCACCCUCGAGCGGUCAGCACGUCGUUCGGCUGCAGGGUGAACCUGGCCAUCUGUCUGCAGCCUCACAGGCUGGGAAAGCUUGCCGAGCAGGGAACGUCGGGACCUGACCCCACCACCGUCUUCGUGGACAUGAGAGCGCUGCGACAUGACAGAGUCAGACUCGUAGAGAGAGGAUCACCACACAGUCUGUCACUCAUGGAAUCUGGGAAGAUUCUUCCUGGAGUCAGAAUCAUAAUCGCAAACCCAGAGACUAAAGGACCAAUGGGAGAAUCACAUCUGGGAGAAAUCUGGGUCCACAGUGGUCAUAACUGCAGUGGCUACUUCAGAGUGUACGGGGACGAGGUUCUGCAGUCAGACCACUUCAGCUCCAGACUCAGCUUUGGAGACACACAGAGCGUCUGGGCCAGGACCGGCUAUCUGGGCUUCCUGCGCAGAACUGAACUCACUGAUGCCAGCGGAGAGCGUCAUGAUGCUCUGUAUGUGGUUGGAGCUCUAGAGGAAACCAUGGAGCUCAGAGGAAUGAGAUAUCAUCCCAUCGACAUCGAGACGUCCGUCAUCAGGACUCACAAGAGCAUCACUGAGUGCGCCGUCUUCACGUGGACAAACCUGCUGGUGGUGGUGGUGGAGUUGGAUGGUUCUGAACACGAGGCUCUGGACCUGGUCCCGCUCGUCACUAACGUGGUCCUGGAGGAGCAUUACCUCAUUGUGGGCGUGGUCGUGGUCGUUGACAUCGGCAUUAUCCCGAUCAACUCCCGUGGCGAGAAGCAGCGCAUGCACCUGCGCGACGGCUUCCUGGCCGAUCAGCUGGACCCCAUCUACGUGGCCUACAACAUGUAGUGCCACAUGUAGGUGGCAAAGCCUGAUGGAGGAUCACGAGACUGAGGAGAAUAUAAUCUGAUAAUCUGAGGCUGCAUUCUUUCUGACGCUGGCGGAAGAAAUAGAUAUUUUUUUACCCUGGAUUUUGUCUCUCAGGCGACGUGAGGCUCCGUGUCAUGACAGUCAAGGUCGCGUUCAGGUCUGGUUUUUUAACGAAAGACUGAGAGGAAAAAGAAAGUAUGACGAGGACGGACGAAGACAGAAGAGGACGAUGAGGGCAGACGAAGAAAGACGAGAACAGAAGAGGAUGACGAGGACAAGCAAGGAAAGACAAGGACAGACGAGAACACCAAGGAAAGACGAGACAGAUGAGGACAAUCGCCAACGUAGCAAAGAUUCUGUCGCGUUUGUUUUUUAUGUUUUUUUGUUUAACAAUUUACACGACAACCAAAACUGUGGUAACCAUGGUUAGGUUAUUUUUUUAUAUGGUAUCAACCAUCAACGUGAAAAAGGGGCGGGGUCAAGUUAUGUUUUCCCGAAGAGGUACUAACCGUGUUAGCUCUUUUCUUUUUGUAUUUUUAAAUAUCACAGUUUUUGGGUUUUUUUUAAAUUCAAACGUUAAUUUCUGAACACUUUGUUCUGUCUCAGCAAGCUAACAGCUAAUGGCUAACGUUAACGUUUAUUAACGCUCAUAUCAUGUAAUUAUGUACAAAAAGAAACUGAUUUAAUUUAUUUUGUCUCUUUUAGAAAAAGUAUAUGAAUGUUCAAGAAUGUUAUUUUUGCUCUUGGAUAAUUUGCUAAUAUAAAAACAGGAAAAAAACCAAACAAACACUAAAAGCGUCAUAUUAUCACGAGAGACCAGAUGUCGAGGUUAUUACGGGGGAAAUAUAAAUAUAUAGAUUCUAUUAUAGAAAAAAAGUCGUAAAAAAGACCGAAGAGGAUUUUUUUAUCUGCACGUUUGUCCAAAAAGUUCGGGAAAAUUGAAGAGUUUCAUUCCUCCGAAGGGUUCAGUUUGACUCAUGAACGUUAAGUUUUAAAACUCACUGAAUAAAAUCUAUAUCAGUUUAAGUUCACGUCUUUAUUUCACUGUUUCACAGGAAACUGAAGUUUGGUAAGGAG
Molecule: messenger RNA, 6324 nt
Organism: Solea senegalensis (Senegalese sole)
Lineage: Eukaryota; Metazoa; Chordata; Actinopteri; Pleuronectiformes; Soleidae
Product: disco-interacting protein 2 homolog C
Exons: 38
Coding region: 535-5226 (1563 amino acids)
Source: RefSeq, a predicted model, not a curated record